GAUAGUGAUAUAUCAAAAAAGUGUGAUUUUUUCUGCUAGUUUAUGGAUGGUUUUAAAUUAAUGUAUUACGUCUAUCCAAUUUAAGGAUACUUCUGAAAUUAAGUGACAUUUGGUUCACCUGGCGGACAGGUUAAAGGAACGGUGAGGCAUCAGGUGUGUUAACGUUUAUGUGUUGUAAUGGUAUUUCGUUUGAGCGAAUUUUAUUUUUGCUUAUAUUAAAUGUGGAUAACUGCUCUCAGGAUGAGACAUAAUGAUGUCGGAUUCUCUACAGUUAAUUCAACAAAGUAGUGAAUAUUUCCAAUUUUUGUUACUGAAUCCGUAGUUUAUACCGACUGUUCUCCCCGGAAGAUUGACUGCCUGGUAUUUCGACGAUGGUUAUAGUCACAAGGGGAGAUUACAUCUGGAUUGAGCCCCAGACUAAAAGAGAAUUUGAUGUUGCUAUUGGAGCAAGAGUGACUUCUGCUGAAGGAAGGAGGAUACAAGUUAUUGAUGAUGACGGAAAGGACCAGUGGCUUACUCCAGAAAGGAGAAUUAAAGCCAUGCAUCCAACUUCAGUUCAGGGUGUUGAAGACAUGAUAUCUUUAGGAGAUCUCCAUGAAGCAGGCAUUUUAAGAAAUCUUUUAAUACGCUACAAUGAAAAUCUUAUUUACACUUAUACAGGUUCUAUUCUAGUUGCUGUCAAUCCAUACCAAAUCCUUCCAAUAUAUACUGCUGAGCAAAUAAAAUUAUAUAAGGAUAAAAAAAUUGGUGAAUUGCCUCCUCAUAUUUUUGCUAUUGGUGACAACAGUUAUAACAAUAUGAAGCGAUACAAGCAAGAUCAAUGCAUUAUUAUAAGUGGGGAAAGUGGAGCUGGAAAAACGGAAAGUACAAAAUUGAUUCUUCAAUAUCUUGCUGCUAUUAGUGGUCAACAUUCAUGGAUUGAACAACAAAUCUUAGAAGCUAAUCCUAUUUUAGAAGCAUUUGGGAAUGCUAAAACGAUUCGAAAUGAUAACUCUAGUAGAUUUGGGAAGUAUAUAGACAUUCAUUUCAAUAAAGCAGGAAUUAUUGAAGGUGCCAGAAUAGACCAAUACCUAUUAGAAAAAUCUCGUAUUGUUGGUCAGGCUACAGAUGAAAGAAAUUAUCAUAUAUUUUACUGUAUGUUGGCUGGUCUCUCAAGAGAAGAAAAACAGAAACUUGAUAUAAGUGAUGCAUCUAAAUAUCAGUAUUUAACUCAGGGUGGCUGUAUAACUUGUGAAGGUCGAGAUGAUACAGCUGAGUUCUCUGAUAUUAGAUCAGCAAUGAAAGUUCUAAUGUUCUCUGAUCAAGAAAUAUGGGAAAUUCUUAAAAUCUUAAGUGCUCUUCUUCACUUAGGAAACAUAAAGUACAAAGGCACUAUCAUUGAUAAUCUGGAUGCAACAGAAAUAACUAAUGCUGGAAGUGUAAAUAGUGCUGCUCGUUUACUUGAGGUGAAUAACUUGCAUCUUAUAGAUGCUUUAACAACUCGAACUAUUUUUGCUCAUGGAGAUGCUGUUGUAUCCAAUAUGAGUACUUCACAGUCUGUAGAUGUUCGUGAUGCAUUUGUGAAGGGCAUCUAUGGUAGAAUGUUUGUAUGGAUUGUGAAUAAGAUAAAUUCUGCCAUUUACAAGCCAAAACAUUCUGCAAGCUACUAUAGAACAUCAAUUGGUGUUCUUGAUAUUUUUGGUUUUGAGAAUUUCUCUGUGAACAGCUUUGAGCAGUUUUGUAUCAACUAUGCUAAUGAAAAUCUCCAACAAUUCUUUGUACGACACAUUUUUAAGUUGGAACAAGAAGAAUAUAAUUUGGAAGCAAUUAAUUGGCAACAUAUAGAAUUUGUUGACAAUCAAGAAGCUUUAGAUCUUAUAGCAGUAAAACCCAUGAAUAUCAUGGCUUUAAUUGAUGAAGAAAGUAAAUUUCCAAAGGGAACAGAUCAGACAUUAUUAAAUAAACUUCAUAAAAUGCAUGGAAGCAACAAAAACUACUUAAAACCAAAAUCUGAUAUCAAUACUUCAUUUGGGUUGAAUCAUUUUGCUGGAGUUGUUUUCUAUGAUACUAGAGGAUUCUUAGAAAAGAAUAGAGAUACAUUUAGUGCUGAUCUGAUACAUUUAAUACAAGUUUCUAACAAUAAAUUCCUGCAAAAUUUGUUUGUUCAUGAAAUCGGUAUGGGUACUGAUACUAGGAAGAAAACUCCAACUCUGAGUGCACAGUUUAAAAAAUCUCUUGAUUCUUUGAUGAGGACCUUAAGCCAGUGCCAUCCUUUCUUCAUUCGUUGUAUAAAACCUAAUGAAUUAAAGAAACCUAUGAUGUUUGACAGAGAGCUCUGUUGCAAGCAGUUGAGGUAUUCUGGUAUGAUGGAGACAAUUCGUAUUCGACGUGCUGGAUACCCCAUCAGACACACGUUUAAAGAAUUUGUGGAACGAUAUAGGUUUCUUAUUCCUGGAGUUGGACCAGCUCAUAAAACAGAUUGUAAAGCUGCUUGCAUUAAAAUUUGUGCCAUUGUAUUGGGUAAAACUGACUACCAGCUUGGCCGUACUAAAGUUUUCUUAAAGGAUGCUCAUGAUCUUUUCCUUGAACAAGAACGAGACAGAGUGCUUACAAGGAAGAUUCUUAUAUUGCAAAAAGCAAUCCGAGGAUGGUAUUAUAGACGCCGUUUCUUACACAUGCGCCAAAGUGCUAUUAUUGUACAAAGAUUUUGGCGUGGUUACAUUCAGAAGCAGCAUUAUAAUUAUAUGAAAACUGGUUUCCAGAGACUUCAGGCUCUUAUUAGGUCAAGGAUAUUAUCUCAUCGCUUUAAGCAUCUGAGAGGACAUAUUGUGACUUUACAGGCUAGAUGUAGGGGUUUCUUAGUACGAAGAGAGCAUAUGAAAAAAAGAUGGGCCAUAACAAAAAUUCAAGCCUUUGUUCGCCGUGUUGUAGCCCAGCGUAGGUACAGAAAACUAAAAAUUCAGAAUCGACAUCGUUUAGAAGCAUUAAAAAUGAGGGAUCAAGAAGAGGCAAUGUUAAGGAAACAAAUGAACCCUAGAAAAGCUAAGGAAAUAGCUGAACAAAAGUACAGAGAAAGACUUCAAGAGUUGGAACUUAGGCUCCAUGAGGAAGAAGUAGCUGAAAGAAUGAACAUUGAGCAUAAAAAAGCUGUUAUAAUUGAUGCUUUUAAUCGUCAAGAAGAGCAGCUGGAUGAUUCAAAAUUAGUAGAUGCCAUGUUUGAUUUCUUGCCAAGAACAGACUCUAGUAGUGAUCAAACAGCCCCUACAGCUUUUAAAGAUUUAGAAAGAUCUCGGGAAGCUGCUCUUGAAAUUUCAUCAGAAGCAGAAGGUACAUUACCUGCUCCACCUAUGGAUCAAGAAGAUCUCACAGAAUAUAAGUUUCAAAAAUAUGCUGUUACUUAUUUCCAAGGGAAUGCAAGCCAUCAGUAUCAAAGAAAACCUUUAAAGCAGCCUCUCUUACCUUUAGCUACUCAGGGUGAUUGUAUGGCAGCUUUAGCUCUUUGGAUUACUAUACUCCGAUUCAUGGGAGAUUUGCCUGAGCCAAAAUUUCAUACUAUGGAAAGGGAUAACACGUCUGUUAUGAGCAAAGUCACUGCUACCUUGGGGCGUAAUUUUAUCAAAACCAAAGAAUUUCAGGAAGCACAAAUGAUGGGCGUGGAUGCUUCUAUCAUACCUACAGAAAUUUAUCACAAGCAAAAGUCUCGCAGCAUUAGAAAUAAGUUAGUAUCUCUGACUUUGAAGAAGAAGAACAAAAUUACUGAAGAUGUGCGCCGUCAGCUCCAAGAAGAGGAGUUAGCUGCUGAUACAUACAGUAGUUGGCUUGAAAGUAGGCCUACAUCUAAUCUUGAAAAACUACAUUUUAUCAUUGGGCAUGGUAUCUUGCGUGAUGAAUUAAGGGAUGAAAUUUAUUGCCAGAUAUGUAAACAGUUGACUAAUAAUCCAAAUAAGAGUUCUCAUGCUCGUGGUUGGAUUCUGUUAUCACUCUGUGUUGGCUGUUUUGCACCUUCUGAUAGAUUUGUCAAAUACUUAUUGAACUUCAUUCGAGAAGGACCUCCUGGUUAUGCACCUUACUGUGAAGACCGUUUGAGACGUACUUUUAUGAAUGGCACUAGAGGACAGCCUCCCUCAUGGCUAGAAUUACAAGCAACAAAAUCAAAAAAGCCACUAAUGCUUCCUAUUACAUUCAUGGAUGGUAAUACCAAAACAUUAUUAGCGGACUCUGCAACAACAGCUAGAGAACUUUGUGCUCAGUUGGCUGAAAAAAUUGGUUUGAAGGAUCAGUUUGGAUUUUCAUUAUACAUUGCAUUAUUUGAUAAGGUUUCAUCUCUAGGCAGUGGAGGUGAACAUGUUAUGGACGCAAUAUCACAAUGUGAACAGUAUGCGAAAGAGCAAGGGGCACAAGAAAGAAAUGCACCAUGGCGGUUAUUUUUCCGAAAAGAAAUAUUUGCUCCAUGGCAUGAUCCUACGGAAGAUGCUGUAGCUACUAAUUUAAUUUUCCAACAAGUUGUUCGAGGAGUAAAAUUUGGAGAAUAUAGAUGUGAUAAGGAAGAAGAUUUAGCAAUGAUUGCAGCUCAGCAGUACUACAUUGAACAUGGACUCGAUUUAAGCAUGGAUCGAUUAAUGGCUUUGCUGCCUAACUACAUACCGGACUAUUGUUUGCAGAGUGGAGACAAAAGUCUCGAAAGAUGGGCUAGUUUAGUUAUUACUGCUUGUAAAAAGAGUUACUAUUAUCGAGAUCGAGUACCUAUACCUCGUGUAAAGGAAGAUGUAGUAGAUUAUGCAAAGUUUAAAUGGCCUCUGUUGUUUUCACGCUUUUAUGAAGCUUUACGAUCUGCUGGCCCUCAUCUUCCCAAAAAUGAUGUCAUUCUUGCUAUUAACUGGACUGGUGUCUAUGUUGUCGAUGAUCAGGAACAAGUCUUAUUAGAACUUUCAUUUCCUGAAGUUACAUCCAUUGUGAGUCAAAAGGGGACUCGACCUUUCCUUCAGAGUUUUAAUAUUAGUACUGUUCGAGGAGAAGAAUUUACAUUUCAGUCACCUAAUUCUGAUGAUAUAAGAGAGCUAGUUGAAUUCUUUUUGGAGGGACUAAAAAAGCGAGCAAGAUAUGUCAUUGCCCUUCAAGAUUAUAAAGAUGAUGGCCCUUCCUUUUUGAGUUUCAAUCAAGGGGAUCUUAUUUUACUCGAUGAUGGACAUACCGGAGAAAGUGUAGCUACUAAUAAUUGGGCUGCUGGCCGAAAUGAAAGAACGGGUGAAAGAGGGGAUUUUCCUUCUGAAUUUGUGUAUGUGCUUCCUGCUUUAGUGAAGCCUCCUAACAAUAUAUUAGCAUUAUUUUCUCAUGACGGAAGCGAGCAAGGGAAAAGGUUAUUGUUUCAUGGUCCCAAGAAUGGUCCAGAACCUAUUGAUAAACCUCACACAUUAGAAGAAUAUGCUAUAGAUCAUUUCAGGUUACCUCCAAAGCGUACUAUCCCAAGAACUUUAACUUUGUCUUCAGCAAGGAAAAGAGAUAGUGAUCAGUUAUGGAGGCAUUCUAGAGAACCAAUCAAGCAACCAUUGUUAAAAAAGUUACUUAAUAAGGAAGAACUUUGUCAAGAAGCAUGUUUUGCAUUUAAUGCAUUAUUAAAAUACAUGGGCGAUUUGCCAUCAAGACGUACAAGAACAGGAAAUGAAUUAACUGAUCAAAUCUAUGAUGGCCCAUUGAAACAUGAAAUUUUAAGAGAUGAAAUAUACUGUCAAAUUAUGAAACAGCUUACUGAUAAUAAAAACAGGUUAAGUGAAGAAAGAGGUUGGGAACUGAUGUGGUUAGCUACUGGGUUAUUUGCUCCAAGUCAAAUUCUCUUGAAGGAACUGACAGCCUUCUUAAGGACUAGACGUCAUCCCAUAGCAAUGGAUUCUUUGCAGCGUUUGCAAAAAACAUUAAGGACAGGCCAACGGAAAUAUCCACCCCAUUUAGUGGAGGUUGAAGCAAUUCAACACAAAACGACUCAAAUAUUUCACAAAGUUUAUUUUCCUGAUGACACUGAUGAGGCUUUUGAAGUUGAUUCAAGCACUAGAGCAAAGGAUUUCUGUCAAAAUAUAUCCCAACGGCUGAAUUUGAGAUCAGCAGAAGGAUUUAGCUUAUUCGUGAAAAUUGCUGAUAAAGUGAUUAGUGUUCCAGAAGGAGAUUUCUUCUUUGAUUUUGUGAGGCAUUUAACUGAUUGGAUAAGGAAAGCACGACCUACUCGUGAUGGUUCUGUGCCACAAUUUACAUACCAAGUAUUUUUUAUGAAAAAGUUGUGGACCAAUACUGUACCUGGCAAAGAUAGAAAUGCUGAUAUAAUUUUUCAUUACCAUCAGGAGUUACCUAAGUUAUUGAGAGGUUAUCAUAAAUGUAGCAAAGAAGAGGCUGCCAGAUUAGCAGCACUUAUCUAUCGGGUACGAUACGGUGAAAGCAAAGUUGAACUUCAAAGCAUACCAAAUAUGCUACGUGAAAUGAUACCUGCAGAUCUAUUAAAAGCUCAAAAUGCCAAUGAUUGGAAAAGGGCUAUUGUAGCAGCAUAUAACCAAGAUGCUGGCAUGAGUCCAGAAGAGAGCAAAGUAAAUUUUUUGAAAGUUAUUUUUAAGUGGCCAACCUUUGGAUCUGCUUUCUUUGAAGUGAAACAAACAACAGAUCCCAGUUUCCCAGAACAGUUACUUAUAGCUAUCAAUAAGCAUGGGGUUAGUUUAAUAGAUCCAUCAUCAAAGGAUAUCCUAGUCACUCAUCCUUUUACUCGUAUAUCAAACUGGAGUAGCGGCAACACAUACUUCCACAUGACAAUAGGAAAUUUAGUGCGAGGAAAUAAACUGCUAUGUGAAACUCCAUUGGGAUAUAAAAUGGAUGAUUUGCUAACAUCAUACAUAAGCCUAAUGCUCAGCAAUAUGAACAAGCAAAGAACCAUCCGAGUAAAACAAUAACUUAAUGUCCAUCCAGUAUCUUGUCAUUUUGCCAGCUGCUGGCUCAGCCUGGCAGUCUAAAAGUGCAGAUGUAUUGCCAUCCAUGGCAUUUUGCCUGUAAUUAAUUUAUAUCAUGAGACUUUUAAAGAUCUGAUUUUAGAAUAUAAUUGAAUAUCAACAUUCCUGCUUUCCAUUCCAUAUUAAUGAUGUUUUUAUAAAUUUUUACAUCAAUGUUUUUACCAUGUUUAACAUCCUUAAGAACUUGUAUACAAUUUCUACAAGGUAUGAUUUUAUCAGCUUGUUUAAAGUGUUGACAGAUUUUUAUGCGAAAUAUCGUUCUAUCGAAAAAUAUUAUGAAUUUUAUUAUGUGAAUAUACUGUUGAAAACACGGUUCAUAAAUUAUUUUUACUACUAAUUGUUAAAUCAAUAUAUCCUCAUAAUAUAUUAUUAAAGAGAUUUUAUAUAAUACUAAUGUGUAGUACAACUUAAAUCAAAAAUGGUCGUAAAAUACUUAAUAUUACUAAUUUUCCUCUUAACAUGUUUGUUAAUAUAUUUUUUAUUAGAAUUUUAUUUUCACUGUCAUUUUCCCAUAUGAAUUUACAUUUCAUUUUCCCAUAUCUGGCCUUAUUGCCAGUUAAAAUUGUCUACUUUUGUAUGUAAAAAGCAGUAUGAUAUUGAAUUAUAUGGGUUCUUUCCAUUAGUGUUUGUUUUCAUCUUAUGUGCCUUUUCAAUAUGCCCCAAUUUAAGUGGUGUAAAAAAAAAUUCACACCUUUUGUCAUAUUUAGUGAAUUUCUUCUAACAAAGCAUUUCAAAUUAGGUGCAACAAAUUGUUAUUUGGCAUUUUGUUAAAUACAUUUAAGAUAUGAAUAUGCAUUUGUUUAACAUUCCAGUGCAUUACAUUGCAAAAAUUUAUUUGUUGUGUGUAACUAGUUUAUUGAAUUUGAACUUUGUUCAUAUAACUUGUUUAUAUAUUGUAUUAAAAUGAGAUCAUAAGUU
Stegodyphus dumicola is the source of this 7880-nucleotide messenger RNA. RefSeq names its product unconventional myosin-VIIa ck (gene ck). Lineage: Eukaryota; Metazoa; Arthropoda; Arachnida; Araneae; Eresidae. Gene Ontology annotation, molecular function: protein binding; cytoskeletal motor activity; ATP binding. The record is from RefSeq and is a predicted model, not a curated record. Gene Ontology annotation, cellular component: cytoskeleton; myosin complex.